UCUCCGGACCGGACCAGAAACUUCAAGAAGACAACCUACUCCCAACUCCGGUCGUGACCGUCCAAAACUCAGUCCUUCUCAUAGAAGAUUUGACCUGGUACCCUUCUUUUUUCUCCCUCGAAACUUCGUCGGAGGAUGAAGUCGGUACCACAAGAAGAAAAGAAUCAGAAAAAGAAUAGAAUAGAGAAGAGAAGGUAAGCAAAGAAGCGGCAGCGAGAGCGAGAAAUGGAGGACUUCUGGUGGAAGGUAUACCGGGGGGACGCGGGGGUGCCGCACGCCGACCCGGAUCGGUUCGUGAAUACAUGGACGGCCACCUUCGCCUUCUCCGCCGUAGCCUGCUUCAACUCCUUCACGCGGCAGCAACUCUUCCACCACUUCAGUUGGGAUGACAAGGCCCUGAUGUUUGAUCACCACCAUCGAAAGAAAGCUAUGGAGAAGCAGCAGCAAAUCAAUUUGAGUGGAAAGAAUAAAUAAGCAAGCCAUCAUGGGAAUAUGCUUCUGCAGUUGGACUGUUUACAUUCCCUAGCUGAAGUGGUGCUAAUAUGCAGCUUUGAGUUUCAUUCGAGUCUGGAAUAAGUAGCUCUAAAUGUACAUGGUUUGGGUCUGCUAGAUAGGUUUUCAGGCAUGGAACUUUGUUGAUAAACUAGCUGUAUACCAUACAAUUUUUUUAAAUACAAUCAUAGUUACUUAUUUUCUUGUCGUUUCA
Molecule: messenger RNA, 706 nt
Organism: Phoenix dactylifera (date palm)
Lineage: Eukaryota; Viridiplantae; Streptophyta; Magnoliopsida; Arecales; Arecaceae
Source: RefSeq, a predicted model, not a curated record